Molecule: messenger RNA, 1767 nt
Organism: Trematosphaeria pertusa
Lineage: Eukaryota; Fungi; Ascomycota; Dothideomycetes; Pleosporales; Trematosphaeriaceae
Exons: 6
Coding region: 358-1560 (400 amino acids)
Source: RefSeq, a predicted model, not a curated record
CGUGCGACCUCGACCCAACUCUAACCCAGAGCCCGUGCGACCCCGACCCAACCUCAACCCAACCUUGGGUACCCCCAACCCAUUCACCAGCGUACACCUGUGGGCGGGCGGCUACAAAGUUUUCGCCCGCACACCUUCUUACUCCACUACCUCACCUCCUCUCCUCUUGCGAGGUCGACAGCACGUCGAUUUCUGAAAGAGACUGCAGGAGAAACUCGGUCCGUCCGUGUCACCGUGACGUCUCAGCCCGCGACGAACGAGCCGCCCUUCGAACGCGACACUCACCUCGCAACAAACAAGGGGCAGCUCAAGCACAACAUUGGCCACCACUCAGCCACCCCGCAGUCCCCAGAAAACAUGGACACGCCAAUCAUCGUGGUGCACGAUUGGAACGUCAAGCCGCCAGCACCUCUGAAAUACAUCAACGGGAGCAAUGAGUUAGAUUUCGGAAAGAUCUAUAAAGCACUCAGGCUUUUGCCAGAUCACCCGGGACGAGGACGCAUCGAGCUUGUCUCUACUGCUGAUGGCCAGAAAUUGCGAUUGAAGGAAUGCGACCCAAAGUUCCUUGAGACCUUCUGGGACUGUGCUGCCAAUCUCAUCGAUUAUUUCGCCGAGUUCGCGGCCUACGAUAGUCCCAUCAUGCAGAGCGUUUGGUUCCACCUUCUCGACAGGCUGCAGGACGCGGGAAAGUUGCCGCACAACUUCUGGCAGCCUGACACUCCAACCUGUAGCCACGCCCUCGAAUUUUUAACGCAUCUAGACGAGUGCUUGAAGCUCAUCAACGACGUCAUCGUUCCAGAUCUGCGUCCCAAGGGCAACUUCAUCUCCACGCGACCUAAUCUCACCGCCAACCCUGGAUAUUCCUUUGGAGGCUUCAAAGCCGGACUCAACCCAUGGCAGCAGUUCUUCAACAAAAACUCCCCUGGUUUUACUGUUCCGGUUGCGGACCGAGUUUACCAGCAAGGCGUUGUCCAAGAGGAGGGGACUAGUCAACGGCACGUACCACAGGGCGGCUUGGCAAUCAUACAGGGACACACAGAGAGAGCCAGGGCCUUUGCGGCUAAGCUCGCCCGAACGGAGAUGAGCGACCGUUCUGAGGCAGAAGUUCUCUCCGAAUUCAACCAACAUUGCCUCAAGACUGGAGAGACAUUUGGAUAUACCUCACUCAAAGGCCAGGAUACCCUGGUUCAGGACAUGUAUCCAGCGCGGCGCUCCGAGCAUACUCCGAGGAGGUAUGCGGGCUUGGGUGAUCCCUCCGGAUUCGUCACAAAGCCUAGCUUGAACUUGCUUGAUGAGCAAGUCGGUCUUCAUAAGGGCACGGAUGCCCCCGCGCACCCUAAUGGCGACGCCGACUUUCGAAUGUGGACGGUCUCUUCUCGUCUUCCGCAAGAAGACCACGCCAAGAAAGAGAUCGAUCACAACAAGUACUCGGACAUGUUCGACGAGUAUCACACCGACGACGCCGAUGGCGAAGGUUGGGUGGAGAGGGCAUUAAAGGCGUCCAGGGAGGCCCAACACCAACUAGGAAGGCCGAGGGCAUUGGACGCUGAAGUCCCCUAGGCCCAGGCAUGACGACGAGGAUGACGACGGGGGAUGGGAUGGGAUGUAGGACCCAGGCAAAGUCAUUCCGUGACUGGAUGUACCUUUAGGCCGAACAACUACUUGCUUCUAAACUCUCCUCCCGUAAGCAUCUGGUAUGCCUCGCGAUACCUGGCCGCCGUCUGGCUAGCCACCUCCUCCGGAAUCACUACGUUUCCCUUCCCCUUG